AUGGUAGACCGUGUGGAUUGCUCGGGCGUCUUCAUCGAUGACCGAGUGCGGUCGGAAAGAUGGGUGCGCAGAAAUUCCAUAGACACUGCAACCAUUUCGUCCGCAGGCUCCUUCGUCACACCUGAAGAGCCGGACGCCCUGCAGGCAGACGUGGAGUUGCUUCUGGGAGUGUGCAGACAAGUUUACCUCUGCCACAAUGGAUCAUCCUUUGCCACGAAGCUGGCCGAACUCAGCGACCGUGCCGGUAGCGACUGUAACCCAAUCUUCGCCUUCUUCGAUGUGGAUUUCAGCGGCGAGGAGUCGAGCCUGGCGCGUCGGAAAGCCAGUCGAGCGUCGUGGACAGACAACGCCCCUCCAUCACCAGGCUCCAUUCACCGGACCUUCACGUUCUCAACCCAAUCCGACGAGGCACGUGGCCUGUCUCUGAUGUCCGGCAUUUCAAAUGACAUACAGGCUCAAGAGGGUCCCAAUCUGGUCAUCCCAAUCGCCAUUUUACGCCUUCCUUCCCCAGAUGCACCCGUUGAUACUGCCGCCCCCACCAGCACACCGAAACCCCAAGGACCUCUUACGGCGGAGCACAAGCAGAUUGCGCGGUGUUUAGAUGCCGGGGCCGUGGAUGUCUUGACCACCCCACUCGAUCGAUCGCGCAUCCAAGGGCUCGUGGUUCAUGCCUAUCGCACUCGCAAGACAGCACAGAGAGAGAUGUCUCGAUUCCUUGCUCGGAGGAAACAGCGGAAGCUCUCGUGGGUGGGUGUACAUGAUGAGCAGCCGUAUUCCUAUCUGAGAGAAGCCAUGGUGUCAAAACUAAUGAAAGGAAUCUGCAAUCCCGAGGAGGUCAUCCAUGAAUUCCAAGAAGUUGAGAUCAGCGUCGAUCCCGCACGCGAGCCAUACAUCAAAGAACAGGUGGGGAGUUGGAGAUUUUCGGCCCACGAGUUCACCGAAGACGAACUGGUGUAUGGUGCGUGCGAGAUGAUCCAACACGCUCUCACCAUGCCUGGACUAGACCAUUGGCGAUUAACACCCGAUGAACUGCAAACUUUCCUCCUGGCUUGUCGCUCCGCCUACAAUUCCUUUGUCCUCUAUCACAACUUUCGCCAUGCUAUCGAUGUGCUGCAGUCUGUAUUUUACUUUUUGUUGCAGAUCGGUGCUUUGCCUCCAUACCCACCGACCAGCAUGGAGCACGUCUCCGAAUCGCCAAUCGCAUCCCUCCUCUCGCCAUUCGACGCCCUCACUCUCCUCAUAUCAGCCAUCGGUCAUGACGUUGGACACCCGGGUGUCAAUAACUUCUUCCUUGUCAAGCUCAAUGCACCACUGGCGCAACUCUACAACGACAACUCCGUGCUAGAAGCAUUCCACUGUGCCGCCUUCUCCCAGAUCCUCCGCCGACACUGGCCGUCGGCGUUCAAGGAUAAGCAACUCCGCAAACUCCUCAUCAGCUCGAUUCUGGCAACCGACAUGGGUGUCCACCAAAAGUUCAUGCAGCGGAUGGGCUCUUUCCAAGAAAAAUACCAUGAAAACGGCAAGUCUGUAGAAGGGUGGAAGCCACAGGAUGUCGACAUGUACAAGACUCUGGUCUGUGGCUUAUUGAUCAAAUGUGCCGACAUCAGUAAUGUGGCACGGCCUUGGAAGGUCGCCGAGAAGUGGACUUUGAUAUUGCAAGACGAGUUUGCCAACCAGGGCGAGAUGGAACGAGAAGUCGGGAUGGAAACCGCGCUGUUCGGUGGUCCCCCUGAACUUGGAAACAUUUACAAGCUGGCCACUGGUCAAAUUGGAUUCAUGUCAAUAUUCGCUCUUCCCCUCUUUGAGGGUAUCUCCGAUCUUCUGCCGCAAUUGAAGUUCACUGCAGACCACAUCCGCCGCAACCAGGCGCAGUGGCAGGAACUCUCCAAUCAGCAACUGCAAAAGCAAGGCCUCCCUGUCGAGAAACGGGCAGAAAUUACAGUCUCUCCCCGGUCUUUUAGCCCUGCGUCAAGAUCUGGCGGAACCGAGAAACUGCUCUUCGAAUCUGGUGAUGGUGCAGGUGAUCAGCUCACAUCGCCUGGAUCAUCCACGGAUGUCGGCUCGGAUGGUGCUGCGUACAAUGAAAACACCAUUCAACCUGUUGUAUCGCCAGAUACCGAUGGCCCUCAGAUUGAGAUCACUGGAACUCCUCUCGCUCCAGCAGCGGAAGCACCCUCCCGCAAGUCCUCUAAUGCUAUGCCGGACUUUUCGUACUUCUCUAUCCCAGGCGCCCCGCGGUCUGCCCGUGGGUCGGUCGGAACCCAGAUUCACACCCCUCUUCCCGAACAAGCCGGUGCUACCGAUGACCCGGCUGUCCUUGCGGCUGUUUUGUAUGCCAAUUCUGCAGCAAGCGCGGCUACUCCCCUGGCAACAGUGGAUCGUGACCAGGCCCCUGAGGCUGAAAGACCAAGCAGCUCUCGCCAAGCAGUUCCACACGGGUCACAGCGUCACCACGCCCACCACAGCUCCUCUGCUCGCACUGCAUCCAACCGUAACAGUUGUACUCGGACGCAGAGCACAUAUAGUAACAACAUGACACCGAUUUCCCCGGCAACCAAUGCCACAAGCUUCUUGGCCGUGGAUAGCGGCGACGAGAAGCGCAUUUCUGGAGAAAGCGCGGCGCACAGUGACCUUGGAGGACCAGAUGACAACAGCACCCGGCCAAGUACCGCGGACGCAUAUCCCUCGGCUAUCUCUGAGCCUGCAGGCCGUUAUAGUCCAGACCGCCACUAUGGCCACCGUCAUGGCACAUCGCGGUCAGAAGACGGUGCCAGCAAGGACUUUUCUAGAUUGGGACACAACGGAACUACCAGUUCCACUCAGUCAACGACUACUGGCGAGAGCGGCAAGCACGAAAGUCUGCAAGCGGAUGACUCACGCGGCGAACGUCGCCGACUUCCCAAGAAGCGGAGUCGUCUUCGACUUGCUUUUUGGAAGCGUCGCAACCAUUCACACGAGGUCCGUGGCGAGACAUGA
Penicillium olsonii is the source of this 2976-nucleotide messenger RNA. Lineage: Eukaryota; Fungi; Ascomycota; Eurotiomycetes; Eurotiales; Aspergillaceae. The record is from the annotation of a GenBank genome assembly.